CUUAACUUGGACCAGAAACUUCAAGAACCCAAUCCCCUCCGUCAAGAUCUUUCAAGGAUCUUUAUUCUUCAUACGUGGCAGCGCACAGUUGAGUCGUACUACGAGCCACCGUAUCUCAUCCUUCAAGACAACAUUUCUCAGGCUACUAAUACAGAGAAACUGCAGUGCAUUCUACGUAGUGCAGCCAGAUCGCAAUAGGCAUUCAUGGUUCGUACUUCACAGGCGACUACCUUCUCAUCUUCUGCCUACUUCGACGAUCGGGGGCCGCACGGUACUGCUCAGCCGAUUACCGAACAUGUCAAUCCACAUUCUCGUCCUAUAGUUUCAUAUUUUUUCCCUAAAGGCGUCGGUGAACAUCAUUAUGGGGAACGUCAUCCGAUGAAACCACACAGACUGACCUUGACCAAUGCCCUGGUCAUGGGCUAUGGUCUUGACAAGCAAAUACAUCACAUAUAUAAUCCCCGUCCAGCUACUCAAGCUGAAUUGGAGAUGUACCACGACCACGACUACAUUGACUUUCUUUCACGCGUGACGCCAAAUAACCAGAACGAAAUGCGGCAUCUCAUUGACACGUUCAACUGUGUUGAAGACUGCCCAAUAUUUUCUGAAAUGUAUGAUUUUUGUCGUAUGUAUGCUGGAGCUUCCCUUGCAGGCGCAAGGAAGCUUACGGCAGGUGCUUGUGAUACUGCAAUUAAUUGGUCGGGUGGGCUUCACCAUGCCAAGCGUGGAGAAGCGAGUGGUUUCUGCUAUGUCAACGAUAUUGUUCUGGCAAUCCUUGAACUUCUGAGCUCGCGUUUUUACCAUUCGAAUCGUGUUAUGACGGUAUCCUUCCACAAAUACACCGGCGAUUUCUUCCCUGGGACGGGUAAACUCGACGAUAACGGUACAAGCUUGGGCAAGCACUUUUGCCUGAAUGUGCCUUUACAAGACGGGAUCGAUGAUGAUAUGUACUUGACAAUAUUCAAAACUGUCAUUGAAGAUACCGUCACGGCUUUCCGCCCGACAUCUAUUGUCUUGCAGUGCGGCGCAGACUCGUUAGGAUGUGACCGACUUGGGGCAUUUAAUCUAUCCAUCGCAGCUCAUGGCGAAUGCGUGAACUUUGUCAGGAAGUUCAAUGUACCACUGCUUGUAUUAGGAGGAGGCGGCUACACCAUAAAAAAUGUCAGCCGCUGUUGGACAUAUGAAACUGCCGUUCUUGUCGGGGCGACAAUACCUGAUGAGCUUCCAGCUACAGUUUAUGAUCCAUUCUUUCGCGACUCGCAGUGGAAGCUUCAUCCACCCCUCACAGGACGCGUCGAGAACCAAAACUCCCCUGCAUCAUUGCAACGAAUAACUAUUAGCAUUCGGAAUAAACUGCGGUAUUUGCAGGGUGCACCAAGUGUAGCCAUGCAAGAAAUACCGCCUGACCUGGAGGGUUGGCUUGCCGACGAAGAACGUAAACAGGAGGAAAUCGAUGAAGAGCGGGGAACUGUGCUCGCAGGAGAACGAAGAAGCGACCGGUCAAUGGCGCGUAAUGAGUUCUUUGAAGGGGACAACGAUGUGGACCAGGACGAGGGCCCUGUAUCUGUGAAGAGAACCGUCAGCUCAAGAAAGCCCCGUGCGUCAGGAAAGCGGGCACGGGGAAAGGCAAGAGGGAGACCGAGUGCCAGUGCAAAAGAGGACGGGGAGGAGAUAGAAGAAGUGCCGGUCGCGGCACCCCCUCGCUCUACGAAGUCAAGGAGAACGGCGAAACCCCGAGCCCGAGCCCGCGCAAAACCGGUAGAAAAAGAUAAAGACGUUCCGGAUGCAGAUUUCGAAGUUGCUGCCGAUGCAGAGACUGACGCACCGACUCCAGUGGAUUUGGAGAUUGAUAUAUCGUGAAGCUGCAACGCUCGCCGUUCCGUUCACUUCGGAAUCUAGAUGUUCGAUGCGUUUGUGAAACGCUGAUUGGUAUACCUAUCAUUGCUUCCUUCUCUUGAUAUGGUCCGCGAUACCUCUUCUCAAUGGCGUUUUUAUGUAUAGUAUAGCUGUACAUUUGGUCGGAGGCAUCAGGUGCCUUAGCUACUCGCGCACCUGUCACUGCCAUGCCUCCGCGUGUUGAAUUGACCAUCUUGAUUCUGC
This is a messenger RNA of Suillus subalutaceus, 2100 nucleotides long. RefSeq lists its product as uncharacterized. Lineage: Eukaryota; Fungi; Basidiomycota; Agaricomycetes; Boletales; Suillaceae. The record is from RefSeq and is a predicted model, not a curated record. Bases 205 to 1860 code for a protein of 551 amino acids. Gene Ontology annotation, molecular function: histone deacetylase activity. The transcript has 5 exons.